AUGCGGUCCGAAGUUACCUCACCCAGGGGAAAAUCUUCAAAACUUUCGAACGUCCCAUUUGAACUGGUCUCUUACAUUCCUGAGCAUGUGUGUUCGUUCACGCCUACCGACCAGUGUGACAAGAGAAGACGUAUUGAUAGUUUCAACCAGGUAGAACUUUAUGAUGGAACUCUUCUUGUCGUUCCUGAACUGCACAUCGCUAUCAAAGAAUAUCUGGACUCAGAUGAUUUCAUUUGCUUCGACUCACAAGGAUCGCAACAGCAUCCGAGACCACCGUACACAGGUACUUCUUACUUCUGCAACAAGAAUGAAUGUCACGACAACGCGCCGCUGUUCUGUACCUUCGAUUCUCCCAGCGCACUAUUCAUAACAUCAACAGGGAUCAUUCGUCGUAAAAGCCUGGGGAGUCACGACGAAGGAAUACUAUGGUCAUCUGCAGCUCGAAAGUCCAAGCGAGCUGCGUCAGAAGGAGGGGCACAAGUCAACUCAGGUACCAUUGUAGAUGCGGUACAAGCCUGUGUAGCAAAUUACUGCCUGUUCAUCACAAACUCCACCAAUCCUGUGGUCAUAUUCCCCACAUCGCUCAUCGCAUUCAACUACGAGAUGCUCAUCUCUGCAUGGUCCGGAGGAAAGCUAAUCUACCAACAGCAGCUCCAUUGCCAUGCGCACGCCAUCUGCGAACUCAUGCAAUGCAUAUUUUGCAUGGAAUACAUCUACAAUCUCCACUGCUGGACGCCAACACAGAUGGUGCUAGCAGGAGCGAUCCCAAUCAUCAUAAUCCUUGUGCUUACACUCAUAAGCCCCGUUCUUCACGUUGUAGCAUCAGUCGUCCGCACGAUAUUUCGCAUCUGCCGCUUCGUCGUGAAAAAGAUACUCUCAAGACUUGUACCACGCCGAAAACCACCAGGUUUCGUUCCAUACUCCAGCCACCGGCGCAAAUUCUUCAUCACAGUUGCUACCCUCUGUCUGCAGAUUAGUACGCAAUGCUCAGAAUUCGUUUCAAUCACGACAUCGGAAGAAAUGUGCAUCACAUCAGGAGGAACCCAGAAACUUGUCUUCCUCCUGAGGGAUUACAACGGGAAGCCAGCCGGACUAAUCGCCAUCAGAGUGAAAAAUGUGUACUACACAUGCCAAAAGAAGCUAGAGUUCUAUACUCGAGAUCAUCGUUUCUACUCAGAAUCUGUACAUCGAUGCAGAUUUGCGGGAAGCUGUGGAAAGAGCACAUGUGACGACACCAAAACAACUGACCGAAUCAAAGAAUUUUCGCACGCAGCCAAUAGUCAUCCAGGCUAUACGUUCUGCGCAGCAAGCUGCGGAUGUCUCACCUGUGGAGGAUGCUUUCUGUGCAUGUCAAGCUGCCUGUUCUACAGAUACUACGCCCACCCCGAAUCACCUACCAUCUACGAGGUCUUCAGGUGCCCAGCUUGGGAGCUGGCCGUCGAGUACUUUCUUCGGCUUUCAUACACAAGAUGGGGCAUUCAAUGUACCGCGCUCACCAAAGAGGUUUCGUCAGGUCACCUCAUCGCGCACACAAUAGGACAGCUGCAAUGUAGUGACAAAAGGGAAGCCGAAAAAUUCAACUGCCAAUUCCCUAGUAACGUCUGCACGUGUUCCGCAGCAGUAAAUAGAGCAACCUGCACAUGCAGCAGUGGCAACGUCAGAAAAACUCUCAAGAAAACACCGCUACCAGUCGUCAUGAAAAACGUCAUGAUAUACCAAAAUGGAAAGUCAGUGGAAGCAAAAAUGAACGUUGGAACAGCACUACAAUUACACCUUGUCGCCGGAAGGACUGAAAUGACAUCCUUAAUGGAAAACGCUACAUGCACGGCGGUCGCCUCAGACGUCAUCGGAUGCUACCACUGUCUCAACGGAGCAAGAUUGGAAUUGGCCUGCCACUCAAGCGCUAACGAAAUAACAGCAGAAAUCAGUUGCGGUUCUCAGCAACAAGUGGCCGUAUGUACGAGAACAGGCCAUGUGAACACAAUAACAUUCAACUUCGAAACGCCUACAGUGAAAGAAAACUGCACGUUACGAUGCCCCGGAGGUCUGACGAAUUUCGUCAUCAGUGGAAAUCUCGAAUAUAUCAACGAUGGUCUUCACGUCGAAGAAACGAACAACUACGAAAGUGAUUCAAAUUUUGGUAGCAUUUCAAUUAGUAAUGUGAUUUCAUUGUUGAAGACAUCCUUUUCAAUGGCUACCGAAUUUCCUUUCCUCUUUGAUUGGAUUGAAUUUCAUUUUCACUCUACUCGCACUUUUCUUGAUUGUUACAAUCUUUAA
This is a messenger RNA of Cooperia oncophora, 2277 nucleotides long. Lineage: Eukaryota; Metazoa; Nematoda; Chromadorea; Rhabditida; Trichostrongylidae. The record is from the annotation of a GenBank genome assembly.